This is a messenger RNA of Diaporthe amygdali, 2604 nucleotides long. RefSeq names its product beta-glucosidase. Lineage: Eukaryota; Fungi; Ascomycota; Sordariomycetes; Diaporthales; Diaporthaceae. Gene Ontology annotation, molecular function: beta-glucosidase activity. Gene Ontology annotation, biological process: glucan catabolic process. The transcript is spliced from 3 exons. The record is from RefSeq and is a predicted model, not a curated record. The coding region runs from base 1 to 2604 and encodes 867 amino acids.
AUGGAUGUCGAAGCGCUACUAGAGCAGCUCACGCUGGAAGAAAAGGUGGCCCUCACAGCUGGCGUCGGGUGGUGGCACACAGCGACCAUCGAGCGCCUAGGGAUCAACCCUAUCCGCCUAUCGGACGGACCUAACGGCGUUCGUGGCACACACUUCUUCGACAGCACACCUUCUGCCUGCCUCCCAUGCGGUACUGCAAUCGGCGCAACCUUCGAUGUCGACCUCGUCACACGCCUUGGCCGAUUACUGUCGGAUGAAGCGCACGCAAAGGGCGCCCAUGUCCUUCUUGGGCCUACAAUCAACAUCCAGCGCGGGCCACUGGGUGGGCGUGGCUUCGAGUCAUAUUCCGAAGAUCCGCUGCUGUCGGGCAUCCUCGCCGGUCACUAUGUGCGCGGUUUGCAAGAGUCAGGCGUGUCAGCCACCCUGAAGCACUUCGUAUGUAACGACUUGGAGAGCGAGCGCAUGGCUAUCAACGCGCUGGUCACAAAUCGCGCCCUGCGUGAGAUAUACCUGCUGCCAUUCAUGAUCGCCAUCGAGACGGGCAAACCCCGAGCUAUCAUGACAGCCUAUAACCAGGUCAACGGCUGCCACGCGGCAGAGAACAAACUGCUUUUGCAGGACAUCCUCCGUAAGGAGUGGAAGUGGGACGGACUCGUCAUGAGCGACUGGUUCGGCACUUACAGCACAUCAGAAGCCAUCAGAGCUAGCCUCGACCUCGAGAUGCCGGGGCCGUCGCGUUGGCGCGCUGGCGCCCUCUCCCAUGCCAUCAUGUCCAAUAAGGUUAAACUCUCUGAGCUGGACUCGGCAGUGCAAAACGUCCUGAAGCUGGUCAAGCACGGCCUGGAGAACACGACGAUCCCACCGAAUGCGCCGGAGACUGAGGCCAACACCCCUGAACAUGUUGCUCUGCUGCGCGAGGCUGCUGCCAAGUCGCUGGUGCUCCUGAAGAACGAUAGAAACAUUCUUCCUUUUGACCAGAAUAAGAAGAUCGCCGUUAUCGGACCCAAUGCAAACAUCGCGACAUACUGCGGUGGUGGCAGCGCGGGACUCCGGGCAUACAAGACAGUCACGCCUUUAGAGGGUGUGAAGUCUCUGGCGAGUGAUGUCGUAUUCUCACAAGGCGCGUACGGUCACCAAUCCUUGCCUCUUCUGGGUAAAUCUCUCAAGACACCAGAUGGCAACCAAAAAGGAUUCGUACUCCGAAUCUACAACGACUGCCCGCCAAAGGACACCAAGCGUGCGGCCGACACCCGCCAGCCGCUUGAGGAACGCAUUCUUGAUGAUGCCAACAUCUGGUUCGUCGACUAUGAGAACGCCGAUCUGGCUCCGAUCUGGUGGGCAGAGACGGAAGGAGUGCUGGUCCCGGAAAAGUCAGGGGAGUGGGAAUUCGGCCUGUCAGUGCACGGCACCGGCGAGCUGUUCAUCGACGACAGGCUAGUCGUGUCGAACGUGGAAAACCAGCGCCUAGGAAGCAGUUUCCUCGGCUGCGGGACGGUCGAAGAGACGGGCAGCAUGCAGCUGGAAGCUGGACAGAGCUAUCGAGUUCUGGUCCGGUUUGGCUGCUCCGCCACCAGCAAGGUGAAGGCAUCAGGCACCGUCGACUUCGGUCAGGGCGGUGUCCGCUUCAGCGGAUGCCCAAAGCUCGACCCAGCAGUCGCUAUCCAGGAGGCUGUGGAUGUUGCUAAGAGUGUUGACCAAGUUGUUGUCUGCACUGGACUCAGUGGCGAGUGGGAGUCGGAGGGAUUCGACAGGACAACCAUGGCGCUGCCCCCCGGCACUGAUGAGCUUGUCGCGGCCGUUUUGGCAGCUAACCCUAAUACCGCCGUCGUCGUCCAAAGCGGCACUCCAGUUGAUAUGCCGUGGAUCGACCAAGCCGGUGCUGUCCUCCAUGCAUGGUUUGGUGGGAAUGAGUGCGGAAAUGGCAUUGCCGAUGUGCUAUUUGGCGAGGUCAACCCGGCCGGCAAACUCCCACUUACGAUACCUCGUCGGUUGCAAGACAACCCCGCCGCGUUGAGUUUCCGCUCAGAUAACGGUCGUUCACUGUAUAGCGAGGAUGUGUACGUCGGUUACCGAUGGUACGAUACUCUCGACAUCACUCCCUUGUUUCCCUUCGGACAUGGCCUGUCAUACACCAUAUUUGAGGUUUCCAGUCUCGAGAUAGAGAAGUUCUCGAGUCAGGCCACCAAGCACACCAAUGAGCAAGUCAACGGUAGCACAAGUGUGACCGUCCAGGAGCAAGACAACCUAAGCGUUCGUGUCAAGGUCUCCAACACGGGAUCUCGCGCUGGUGCAGAGGUGCUCCAGGUCUAUGUAACGCCUGCAGCGCGAACGCCGCUCACAAGCUCGAACCGCGACACCAUCACCCGGCCCACCAAGGAGCUAAAGGGCUUCACGAAGGUGUCCCUCGAGGCCGGAGCCAGCACUACGGCGGAGGUCACGCUGGAUGUGUUACGUGCGACUAGCUACUGGAGCGAGAUGGAAGACUGUUGGCGUAGCGAUGCUGGCUCGUACGGCAUCCUGGUGGGCACGAGUAGCCGAGGGGAGUUCCUUGAGAAGACGGUCGUUGUUGAUAAGACGAGGAAGUGGAAGGGCCUGCGAGCUUAA